This is a messenger RNA of Plasmodium adleri (nom. inval.), 1182 nucleotides long. RefSeq names its product conserved Plasmodium protein, unknown function. Lineage: Eukaryota; Apicomplexa; Aconoidasida; Haemosporida; Plasmodiidae. The record is from RefSeq and is a predicted model, not a curated record. Bases 1 to 1182 code for a protein of 393 amino acids. The transcript has a single exon.
AUGAGUAAAGAAAAUGUUAGUGAAAAUGUUAGAAGAGUUCUAGAAAAAAAAGAAAAAAAAAAAUUAAAAGAAGAAAAAGAAUUAUAUAAAGCUACAAAAGUUAUAAGUAGUCAGAAUAACAUAUUAAGAAAAAUUAUAGCACAGAAACAAUCCUCUUCAACUAGCUUUAUUAAUAAAAUAAAAGAUAUAAAUAAAUCACUUCCUCAUAUUAGAAGCAAAAAUGAAAAAAAUUAUAUGAAAGAAAAUAAAAUUAGAAUACAAGAAACUAUCAAUCAACAAAAAAAAAUGAUAGAAAAACAAGAAGAACUCAAAAAUAAAAAACCUUUCAUAAUGAAAAAAUAUAAAAAUGUAACCUCAAAGGUAGCUAAAAAUUUGUUGGAAGCCCAGCAAAAAGAAGAUAAAAAAGAACAGCAUGGUAGUAAUAAGGAAUAUCAUACAAACAAAGAGGAAGUGGAAGAGGUAGAAGAAGAAAAUCAAGAUGGUAAUGGACACGAUGGAGAUGAAUAUAAAAACGAUGGAGAUGAAUAUGAAAACGAUGGAGAUGAAUAUGAAAACGAUGGAGACGAAAAUGGAAACGAUGGAGACGAAAAUGGAAACGAUGGAGAUGAAAAUGGAAACGAUGGAGACGAAAAUGGAAACGACGACGAUGACUAUGAACAGGAUGACGAUGAAUAUGAAAACGAUGGAGAUAAAAAUGUAGACGAUGACGAAUAUGUAGAAGAAUACGAUGAAUAUGAAGAGUAUGAAGAAGAUGUUGAAUAUGAAGAAGAGGAAACACAAAAUAAUAAUAAACAAAAUGAAAAAAGAGAAGACGAUCUUACCACUAAUGAAACUAAAAGAGAAAGUAGCAUUAUAGAUAAAUUUAAAAAAAAUAAAACUAAUGAACAAAAAAAUGAAAAAUUACAUAAAAAUUUCGGAAAACUACCAAAUUAUAUAUUAAAGAAAAAAAAAGAUGUAAGUCAGGAUUCAUUAGAUACACCCGAAGGAUAUCGUGUCUUGAAAAAUGAAGAAAGAAAUUAUGUUCUUAAAGAAUUACAUUCACAAUUAAAAGAUAUAAAAGAAGAAUACAAAAAUAAUAAAGAUAAACAAAAAAAAAUUCAACUAGGAAAAAAGUUGAAAGAAGUAAAAGAAUCCAUAGAGAUGUUUAGUAAUCCAUAUGUUCUGGUGGAUGAAAACUUCUGA